AUGAAGGUCGAGUCGUACAACGACCAGUACCAAGAGCGCUACGGCCUGCUCCUCAACGCCUACACGGACGUGUGUUCGCUGAAAAUGCGCGGCAUCCUUGAGCUCCAGGACAAGUUGUUUGCGGAAAAAGGCGAGUUUGAACGCAUCUGCCAACACGUCAAGGCGCUGGCCCACGCAGGCAAGACCAAGGACGAGAUGGUGGCGGCGCUGCGGGAACGCUUGACGACCCUCAACGAAACAUUGCCGUUGUCGUACCAGCUGCCGCUCGACCCGCGUGUCGAAGUCGGGAAAAUCGUCGUCCGCAAGUGCAAAAUCAUGAGCUCGGCCAAAUUGCCGCUGUGGCUCGAGUUUGAAAACGCCGAAGAGGGCGGUGACCCCGUCGUGAUCAUCUUCAAAGCCGGCGACGACGUCCGCCAAGACUGCUUGACGCUGCAGUUGAUCACGCUCAUGGACGAAAUGUGGCGAGAAGACGGCAAGGACCUCGCCAUGGAGCCAUACAAGUGCGUGUCGACGGGGCCCAUGACGGGCAUGUUGCAAGUGGUGCUGCAUGCCGUCACAACUGCCGCGGUCCACAAGCGAGGGGGUGCGCUGGGGGGUAUCUUUGGCGCGUUCAACGACGUGAGCUUUUCCGACUGGAUCGCAGCCAACAACGGCGACCCGCGGAGUUACAAGACGGCCGUGAAUUUGUUUCUACGCUCGUGUGCUGGGUAUUGUGUGGCCACGUAUGUGCUGGGCAUUGGCGACCGCCACAACGACAACAUCAUGCACAGCAUCAGUACACUGCCCGUAUCCACAAGAAAUCUUCCAGCCUAG
Aphanomyces astaci is the source of this 813-nucleotide messenger RNA. RefSeq lists its product as hypothetical. The record is from RefSeq and is a predicted model, not a curated record. Gene Ontology annotation, biological process: phosphatidylinositol 3-kinase/protein kinase B signal transduction; phosphatidylinositol-3-phosphate biosynthetic process; phosphatidylinositol-mediated signaling. Gene Ontology annotation, cellular component: cytoplasm; plasma membrane; phosphatidylinositol 3-kinase complex. The coding region runs from base 1 to 813 and encodes 270 amino acids. Lineage: Eukaryota; Oomycota; Saprolegniomycetes; Saprolegniales; Verrucalvaceae. The transcript has 2 exons. Gene Ontology annotation, molecular function: 1-phosphatidylinositol-4-phosphate 3-kinase activity; 1-phosphatidylinositol-3-kinase activity.